Cylindrotheca closterium is the source of this 1464-nucleotide messenger RNA. The record is from the annotation of a GenBank genome assembly. NCBI's taxonomy places the organism in Eukaryota, Bacillariophyta, Bacillariophyceae, Bacillariales, Bacillariaceae.
AUGAUCGGCAGUAGUGCCCCAGGGUCGUCAACUGUACCAAUCGUUUUAGCGCCAUCUCGAUUCAACCACCGAUUCGAACGAACCACUGUGGACUCUGAACCAAUUCAGUUGGAAGUUGAGAAUCUGGAUCAAGCACAGGCAAGCAAAACAGUAAUCUGUGGCAUUUGUAAGAACAAGCAGUCGCGAUAUAUGUGCCCACGGAGUCAGAUUACAUACUGCUCGGUCGCAUGUUUCCAGCAGUUGCCAUCAUCGAGCACCGAAGCCUUUUAUGAGAAUCGUGCCCAGUCCAUUUUGCAGCUGGAAACCAAGGAACAUGAAGAAGGCACCCUUCGCAUGUUGAAUCGGCAAUAUCAGCAGCAACGUGCAGACGAAGAAGCAGGAGUAGAAAAGGAAGAAGAAGAUGACGUAGACUUGAAAGAAUUGAAAGAGCUUCUUUCGAUGGUCAUGACAAUGAACGAAGAGCACGACGGAAAUGAGGAUGAUUCCAAACGGGAAACCAACGCAAAGCACUCGUUAGAAAAGUUGUUGUCUUCCAUGUCACCUUCGUUGCGGGCUGCUUUUGAACGAGACUUACAAAAUGGUAAUCUGCAAAACUUGGCCCUGCAAGAAUGGCACCCAUGGUGGCGACGAGAAUUUGGGAAUGGAAACAGUGACGGCAUGGAGGAGAGUGGUGAAGAAAUUAUUGCGGUCAGCAAUGUCCAACCAACCAAGACGUUGGAUGAACGCCUUUUGAAAAUACCCAACUUCAAUCAACUUUCCAAGAAACCAAAUCCGCAAUUGCUCUUCCAUGUUCUGGAUAUUGUGUAUUCCUACUGCUGGACACUUCGUCUCUUUCAUGGACUGUCAAAUAUCAUCGCUCCUAAAAGUGUAAUAUCAAACUCACAGGACUCCCCCGCUUCCGAAGCAGUGACAACUUUUCUAUCACACUCUGAAGUUCUGUACCAGCAGGGAAGGCACCAAUAUAGUAGCUUGGAAGAGGUGUUGAUUAAAUGCACUGCGGCUUCCACCAAAGCCAAGGAUGAAUGCAACACAAACUGGAAUGUCUUGGUAGAAGAUUGCUCCUUGAUAUUUUCCUCCCGCCGCUCUGUGGCACGGUCUCUGGUUGAAGCUAUUGACAUGAUUCAAGCCGCAGUGCAGGAUUGUAAGAAGCAGCGAAAAGAGAAAGGUCCAGAGUAUCAAAUCGAACAACAGAUUCAGACUCUGCGAAAGGUUCGCAAAAAGUUGGUAUUCCUGGUAGCUUGGACGAAGCAAGCAGCUGAACUAGAAGGGCAGGAUGAUAUUUCUAUUUCCAUACAAAUCGAGGAAUGGGGUCGGUAUUGGCAGCACUCCAAUGGCGAUGAGGAACUCCACGAAUUACAGAUUCCCACCGAGACCAUUUUGAGUUCACCAUCGGACAAAAAGGCUAGUUCAGAACAACACGCCGCAACCCCAUGGAUGACGAUUGCUGAAACAAGACCGAAAUGA